UGCUGGUUUCACAACCUUUGCAGGAUUUACCACUCCCGUCCUCGAGUUUCCCUUCGUACCCUCUCCCUUCCACCAAUCGCGCGCAAACAAAGCCAAACAACCAACCUAUAGGGGGGAAAACUCAUCAACAUGGCGCAACCAGUUGCGAUGCCCGUGAUGCCCGUGAUUCCCCUGGGCAAGAACACCGUUUUGUUUCCAGGCUCUAUCAUCCGAAUACCCGUUCCCGCCAGCCGCUCUGAUAUACCUGCUCUGCUAUCCAAUAUUUACACGCGCGCCUCUAAGGCUUCGAGACGGGUUGACCAAAUCCCCGUCAUCUGUGUACCUCUGCUUUCGCCACUAUUGAAUCGCCGCGGCGAGCCACUCCCAGAGCAAAGUCCCAGCAAGUAUGACCAACUUACAAGUGUAGAUAAAAACAAUAUCAAAAAAGACCACUUAUUUGCGUAUGGAGUCUCUGGAAGAAUCACUGCGAUUCAAGGUCAAAAUGGCGCCGAGUUUAAUUUGCUAGUGCAGGGAGUGUCGCGCGUGACCAUUGAUCAAGUCACCCAAGAGCGCCCCUUCUUUGAGGCGAGGGUCACCCCCCAUUCGGAGCAGGUUAGCCCCCAAGACCUCAAGAGUCCCUUAUAUCAAGAGCUCUUCAACACUCUGAAGCGUCUCUCCGGGGAACUAGUAUCCUUUCUCCGCGUAUCCGCGUUUCUGCUCUCCCACGGUAAUCCAGGGCUGAACCCUCUCUUGUCGCGAAGACUGGAAAGGUUUAUUGCCGGAAAAGGCCCGAGCGAGGGAGCUUCUUUGGCUGAUUUCAUGAUGAAUGUGAUUGAGACCACUUACGAAGAGAAGCUCCAGGUGCUCGCUGCCGAGGACAUAACAGAACGUAUGAACAAGGUCAUCGAUCUACUCGACCGCCAAGUAGACGAGCUCAAAGGAAAUCUCAAAGUCACCACUGUCACUGGCACGGCCGUACCUGUCCGCAUCGACCCGGAGGACCUUGAUAAGAUUAGUCAGAAGAAACAAGUUAUUAUUAAACAACCACAAUCAGGUCUCAAAAUGAAUCCACCUAGCAUGUUUGGUGGUGGCUCACCAUUCAAUAUGUUUGGCGGCGGACCAGGUGACCAGGACCAGGACGAUUUACAGGAUCUUGAGAAGAAGAUUGAGGCUGCGAAGCUUCCACCUGAAGCCGCCAAGGUAGCCGAACGAGAAUUUAAGCGGAUUAAACAGAUGAACCCCGCUCAAGCCGAGUAUCAAGUUGUCAGGACGUACCUAGAAACGUUGGCUGAGGUACCAUGGUCCGUGGUUACAGACGAUCCUAUCAGUGUUAGCACGUUAGAGAAUGCGAGAAAGCAGCUUGAUAACGAUCAUUACGGAAUCGAGCAAGUGAAGAAGCGCCUACUUUCCUACCUCACCAUUGUUAGAUUGAUGCAAUCAGCGAACGAGGCUCUGGACCAGCAGAUCAAACAAGCCAAACAAGAGGUGGCUGAUCUGGAGUCCAGCAAGAAUGCGGCAAAGGAGGGCGCAGUCGUUGACCCCGAGCUAGAGGCAAAGAUGAAAGCCAACGAUCUCAAGGUCCAGAUGCUGGUGAACAAGCGACGGGUGGAGAAGGCCCCUAUCCUGCUCUUGGUCGGGCCGCCCGGUGUGGGCAAGACUAGUAUCGCUCGAUCUAUUGCUACAGCUCUUGGACGAAAGUUCCACCGCAUCUCGCUUGGCGGCGUUAGAGACGAGGCGGAGAUACGUGGACACCGUCGGACGUACGUUGCGGCGAUGCCUGGUUUGAUUGUGCAAGGCCUGAGGAAAGUAGGAGUGGCGAAUCCCGUCUUCUUGUUGGACGAGAUAGACAAACUGGGCAUGUCUAACCAUAACGGUGACCCCUCUGCUGCGAUGCUUGAGGUGCUUGACCCCGAACAGAACAACUCAUUCCACGAUCAUUACAUCAAUACCCCUAUCGAUCUAAGCAAGGUUCUCUUCAUUGCCACAGCCAAUACUCUCGACACAAUACCCGGCCCGUUGCUGGAUCGCAUGGAAACCUUGGAGUUCUCCGGCUACACCACGCAUGAGAAGCGACAUAUCGCAUUGCAACACCUCGUGCCUAAGCAGAUUAGGGUUAACGGGCUCUCGGAGGGUCAAGUACGAUUCAGUGAGGAAGUGAUUUCCAAGAUCAUCGAGUCAUAUACUCGUGAAUCAGGAGUUCGUGGCCUGGAGCGCGAGAUUGGUUCUGUCUGCCGCGCGAAGGCCGUGGAGUUUGUGGAAGCCAACGACCUUGGCCACCCAGAGACAUACCGAGCAGACAUCACCAUGGAAGAUCUGGAGUCUAUCCUAGGUAUUGAGAAGUUUGAAGAUGAAAUUGCCGAGAAAACUGUCCGGCCUGGGAUAGUGACUGGUCUCGUUGCUUACAGCUCAGGGGGCUACGGAGGCAUUCUCUUCAUCGAAGUUCUCGACAUGCCUGGCGAUGGAAGUGUUGAGCUUACGGGCAAUCUCGGAGAUGUCCUCAAGGAAAGCGUGAAGGUGGCGAGGAGUUGGGUGCGACAUUUUGCUUACGAUCUAGGCUUAACCCAGGAUGCUACGGAAAACGUGAUGCAAAAACGCAGUCUCCACAUACAUUGCCCGUCUGGGGCCGUGCCCAAGGAUGGCCCUUCUAGUGGAAUGGCUCAAGCCAUUGCUCUCAUAUCGCUCCUUUCCGGGCGGCCUGUGCCUCCAACCAUGGCUAUGACUGGUGAAUUUCAACUCUCCGGUCAUGUGAAGAGAGUUGGGGGGAUAAAAGAGAAGUUGAUUGGAGCAUACCGAGCUGGCGUCAAGACGGUCCUGCUCCCCGCCCAGAACGAGAAGGAUACGAAAGAUGUGCCGGCGGAAGUGAGAAAUGGGCUGAACAUCAUCUACGUCAGGUAUUUCUAUAGUCAUAUUUGGGAAGCCAUCCACCAUAUCUGGCCUGACGUGCAGUGGCCGCACGACAGCAACUCCCCGCCAGUUCAAUCUCGCUUAUAGUCGUUUAUCAUUUUGUUUUAGGGGUUGUUUUUGAUGUUGUUGAUGUUGUUGUUGUUGUAUAGAUAGGUAUACCUUUACAACAGUUGUAGUAGCAUUCUAGCAUGUGCGGCAUGGGUAAAAGGCGUUCGUUUGGGGAUCAUAAAUUUGUUUAAUCCAUGGAGUGGGGACUCAACUCAUCUCAUAGAAGCAUUUGAAUAUUUUAGCUAGCCAGCCAUGGCUACCUAAUAGAAACAUCGUCAUCUGCAAAGUUGCAAAUCUUACAGAUACUUGAUCUAAGUUCCACGACCUAAGCGCAAGUCCCCUUCAUUACCCAAAGUACAGAUAGAUGGGUUCCUUGGUGCUGGUUUUUGACCCUACAUA
Hypoxylon fragiforme is the source of this 3330-nucleotide messenger RNA. RefSeq names its product Lon protease-like protein 2, peroxisomal. Gene Ontology annotation, biological process: protein processing; protein targeting to peroxisome; protein catabolic process. Gene Ontology annotation, molecular function: ATP-dependent peptidase activity; serine-type endopeptidase activity; ATP binding. The transcript has 3 exons. The record is from RefSeq and is a predicted model, not a curated record. NCBI's taxonomy places the organism in Eukaryota, Fungi, Ascomycota, Sordariomycetes, Xylariales, Hypoxylaceae. Gene Ontology annotation, cellular component: peroxisomal matrix. The coding region runs from base 130 to 2970 and encodes 946 amino acids.